This is a messenger RNA of Ixodes scapularis (black-legged tick), 3735 nucleotides long. Its product is annotated as 2-phosphoxylose phosphatase 1. NCBI's taxonomy places the organism in Eukaryota, Metazoa, Arthropoda, Arachnida, Ixodida, Ixodidae. The transcript is spliced from 3 exons. Bases 326 to 1858 code for a protein of 510 amino acids. Gene Ontology annotation, biological process: glycosaminoglycan biosynthetic process; chondroitin sulfate proteoglycan biosynthetic process; dephosphorylation. Gene Ontology annotation, cellular component: Golgi apparatus. The record is from RefSeq and is a predicted model, not a curated record. Gene Ontology annotation, molecular function: phosphatase activity.
GGAUUCGGCGUGGCUGGCGCCUUGGCGCUACCAGCGCAAGCGCCUGUAGCCGAAAGCGCUGGAGCCACUACCGCCACUACUGCCACUACCGCCACUAGCGAUUUCGCCGCUUUUUUUGCAGCUGCUUGCGGCGUCGCAGGCAUUUCGUGUUUGUGCGUAAAUUGUUGGAGUCAUCCGUUCCUCGUAUCGUGCUCGUAUCUCUCUCAGGACGGCAAUCCAAAGGGGACUGUGCAUCUCUUCUUGGUUACCCGCGGGCUGAUUAUGCGGCCCUGGGAGGGAUUGCUCUAGGACGACAAGUUUGACCGGCGAUUCCAUUCCUGCCAAGAUGGUGUUUCUAGUGCCUUGGAUCAUGAAGUUUCUGUCUCGGCACCGGUUCUUGCUGGCAUCCUUUAUCGCUGUCUGGAUCAUUGGGAUGGCAAUCACAAUGUCCCUCAUAGGACGCACAGACGACGUGAAGGCCAAGUACCCAGACACCACGGCAGUCCAGUUCAACGCCCUCCGCAAGGGCAUGGACACUUCCAACAGCCUUACCAGGGCGAAAGCCAUGAAGUACUGCAACCCCUACAACAGCAUAUCCCUGUGGCAAGAAGGCAAGGUGACACGCGGCAACAUGAGCCUCGUGGCCGUCGCCAUCUUGGUGCGGCACGGAGAGCGGAUGCCCCUGCGCCACAUCCGCCACCAGCAUCUGCUCGGCUGCCGUCAGCCGCCCCCCGUCCCUGUCGGACCCCGGACCUUGGAGACUCCUCUCCAGGGCUUCGUCUCUUUGGUGAACAAGCACCCCACCCUGCCCUUCAAGAAUAUCUUUGCGACCAUCUCGACCCACCCGAACCAGAGCACCUGCGCGGAGGGACACCUCACCUGGGACGGAGUCUUGCAGCACGUCAACAUGGGGGCCUCCUUGCGCCAGGCCUACCACACCGAUCCCUGGAAUCUCCUGUCCAAGGACUGGGAGCCGCAUGCAGUCAAGCUGUACAGCACUGUCCUCUCGCGCACCUACCAGAGCGCACUGGCAUUCCUCCACGGCUUCCUCCCGUCGUUCGCCCCGGAGAAGCUCCACCUGGUCCCCUCAAGAGACAUCAACUUCUGCCUGGGGGCCCACUGCGCCUGCCCGCGGCUCAAGGUCUACGAGCGGAUGCUGGCACGCAAGACACGCCUCAUGCUCAAGAACCACCCAGCGGUCUCGCAGCUGCUGGAGACGCUAGGCGAGGUGUUGAGCCCCGUGGGGAAUGCGACAGACUUCCAGAACCCCCGGGUGGUCAUGGACGGCCUCAUGGGCUUCGUUUGCCAGCGCAAGCCACUGCCAUGCACGGAUGACGGGCAGCGCCGCUGUGCCACGAUGGAGUACGUGGGCAACAUCCUCUCGUAUGUUGACUGGGAAGGCAAGCAGCUCUCGCACGACCUCUCGUUCCGGAGGAGCAGCGUGCUGAAGGCGUACAACCUGCUGGCGCGCGUGCACAAGGGACUGCGCGACGCGCUCGACGGCACAUCCAGGGUCAAGUUCCUCUUCUUCUCAGGCCACGACGUGAACUUGAUUCCGGUGGCCUCGACGCUCGGCUUCGACGACGGCGUCAUCCCGCCGUAUGCAUCGAGGAUAGUUUUCGAGGCGUACAGUGACGGCCAACGGGGCCGCUUUGUGAGGAUCCUCUACAACGGGAAGGACGUGACGCGGCACACGCAUUUCUGCAAGGGCAUUGUGCCGGCACCUGGAGCCGACGCCGGGCUUUGUCCCUUUGGGAACCUGACGACCUUUGUGACGAAGGACGUGUUCAAGAUAUUUGCGGCUCAGAGUUAUGCGGCGGCGUGCGGGCUGGAAGGCACGCGGCCCACGACCUCCGUCUCGUCCGACGUGGCCCUCUGAGGAGAGCAUCGUGCUGGAAAGACCCAUUCUACGCCGCAGGCCACGUGUCGGCUACGGCCCUUAAGCUGGAAAUGCCCGGCGAUGCUCGGGGGAAUCGGCUGCAUUGUUCAAAGAAGUGGUUGAGCCAAAUACUGUUCUUUGGCGUUGCCCCGAGGAUUUUGGAACAAUAUUUUUAGGUCUCGUUGAGUGAUUCGUCCAUGGAGAUUGUCGACUAAAUGGAUUAUGCUUAGGUGCAAGAGAGCUGAAGUGAGUAUGAGCUUGCUUAUCACUGCUCAGAUACUGCUAUGGUUGUUGCGAGGAAUCACACUUGCUCUAAAUGUUUUAGGAGUAUUUUCAGGGGCGCAACCCGUCACCUCUGCAGUCGACCUCUGCUGAUAUUAGGAAUGAGAAAUAUUGUUGGGGGCGUGGGUAUGAAAUGACUGCUCGCGUUGUGUGCCCGAAACGCUUGAUGCUGCUGCACGAUCGCAAGAACACACAUACACUCAUAGAUUGUUCAGUUGUAGGACUUGACAGUCUACCUCCUUCAGGCCAGGUAGAAGCUGGGGAAUUGUAAUGCAGCCGUGUUUUGUUGGUAACCAUUGUAAUAGACCCAAGCCAGGCGACUUCCUGGCUGCGUUUAAGAUUCGGGUGCACCAUACAUGGUUGUUGACAUCAUCUGCCAACAGACACCUAUUCUCUUUGUUAUGGUUCUCAAUUACGUGCACGUGUCAAUCACUAGUGGCAUGAGCAUGUUUGUACAGAUCAUACAAACAUUCAAAUAGAUAUCUGUGAUAUAUUGUAAAACUUCUCUUGUACAUAUUACUCCAUUGCUUUGUAUGUUCUCUCUGAAGGGACAAGGUUCUAGGACAUCUAUAUUUGCAAAGAUGCAACUCCAAAAUUUUUUUUUUUUUAUUUUCGUUUGUGCAUUGGGAGAUAUGUGCAUAACAUUGAGGCUCUUGCUUUUGGGAGACCUCCACUGUGUUCCUAUAGUGUUUGGUUUAAAAAUCUUAAAAAUGUCACCAAACUUAUACAAAUCUAUGUUUCAGACACAGUUAUUUUUUUGUUAUAUUUUGCAAUGUGUUUAUUGCUGUCUACUGCUAGUCAGAUUAAUUUCAAAAUGUCCAAAAAUAAGUCGAGCUUUAUUUUUUCUUUAUAAUGUGGGCAUAUAUAGAUUGUGCAGCGACAUUUAUAGGAAUCUCUGCAGAGUGUAUAAGCAUACAAGCAUAAUUUUUGGCACCUUGAGUGCUGACAUAAUUGAAGAUUGGAUCUAUGUAGUUAUGCUUACACCUCCCCCCAUAACGUACUGAAAAGUCUUCUGCGAAUUGGUGGGAUCAGUUGUCAUGCUCAUAAAUACUUUUUAUGUAGAUUGAAUUGUAGGCCUGCACAAAGAGGCCGAUUUAUUUUACUUUCUGGUUGGGCAGAGCUAUUUGUCGGCUUGAAGUGUUUUGAUUUUGUCACUGUUUGCAGUGAUAUAAGUACCCAACAUCUUGCCAUAGGCACAUGUGCUCCCUUAACAGACAGUCAUGAAGUAAGCUGAAUUUUUUUCGUACAUACACCGUCUCAUAUUAGAUUGUCCACCAUUUUCUCUUUCCUCAUCACCUUUCAUCUUAACCGAAGUGAACAUUGGACUGUCACCUCUUGGUUGUGGGACUAGUUUGAGCUAGGAAGACGCUGUCAACAUGCGAAGGUUGUGUUACUUUCGUCUCCUGCCUUGCAUAUAUCUCUUCCACCUACAGUUCUUAAAAUGUGGGAAACUUCCAUUCAAAUAAAGGAACUGGGUUGUGUUGUGUAUUCAACAGAGGGAAUAAUGAUGCGAAGUGCCCCGCAUAGCGGCGUAAUGAAGUGCCAUUUCGAAGUAGAAGUUUGUAUUCAUCUAGUUUUAUUUCCAACACAUGAAA